Molecule: messenger RNA, 2617 nt
Organism: Magnolia sinica
Lineage: Eukaryota; Viridiplantae; Streptophyta; Magnoliopsida; Magnoliales; Magnoliaceae
Product: long chain acyl-CoA synthetase 8
Exons: 12
Coding region: 217-2412 (731 amino acids)
Cellular component (GO): membrane; endoplasmic reticulum
Molecular function (GO): long-chain fatty acid-CoA ligase activity
Source: RefSeq, a predicted model, not a curated record
CUCCUCUUUCCUUCCACCUUUAAAAUCUCUACGCGACCUUCUCUCUCAUUUCGCACUGCGAUCGCCUGCUUUCACGUUCAGCAAAGAAGAAAAGGAAGCGAGAAGAAGAAGAAGAAGAAAAGACGAUAAUAACCUCUCGAUAUCUCUCGAUUUUCUAUAGAAUUAUAUUUGGUGAACGUCUCAAAACAUGCACCUGUGACUUUAUAACUCUGCAUCAUGGGGGACAGCGAGGGAAGCCAUACGAGCUUGCCAUGGCUUCAAAGCUUGGCUAAAGAUUAUGGCCUAUGCUUUGUAAAAGAUUUUGGGAUAUAUGGGGUUGUAGGUGCAAUUAUCCUUGGCCUUGUUCUUCCUUUAUUGCUUUCCUUGAUAUUAGUGGGGAAGAAAAAGGUUAAGCAAAGAGGAGUGCAAGUAGAUGUUGGGGGAGAGGCAGGUAUUACUAUGCGCAACCACAGAUUUUCUAAAUUGAUCGAAGUUCCCUGGGAUGGUGCCACGACUAUGGCAGCCCUUUUUGAGCAAUCUUGCACAAAGUAUGCUCAGGAUCGAUUUGUUGGAUCGCGGAAGCUCAUUAGCAGGGAAGUGGUGACUGCUAAAGAUGGGAGGAAAUUUGAGAAGCUUCAUCUGGGGGAGUAUGAAUGGCAAACAUACAGAGAAGGAUUUGAUCAUGCUUGCAAUUUUGCUUCUGGUCUAGUGAAAUUGGGUGUCAGUGCAGAUAGCCGCGCUGCAAUUUUUUCUGAAUCGAGAGCAGAAUGGCUCAUUGCCUUUCAGGGAUGCUUCCGUCAAAAUAUUACAGUUGUGACCAUCUAUGCUUCUCUGGGCGAGGAUGCUCUCAUCCACUCGCUCAAUGAGACACAAGUAUCAACUCUGAUCUGUGAUUCAAAGCAAUUGAAAAAAAUAGAAGCGGUUAGCUCAAGCCUGGAAAGUAUCAAGUACAUUGUUUACUUCGAAGAUGAUGGAACUCCAGUUGAUUCCAAUCUCUCCACCGGUACGAGCCAGUGGACUGUAUCAUCUUUCUCUCAGGUUGUAAGGCUUGGGAAAGAAACUCCUGCUCAUCCAAGACUCCCUGCCAAGAAUGAUACUGCUGUCAUUAUGUAUACAAGUGGCAGUACCGGGCUACCUAAGGGAGUCAUGAUGACUCAUGGAAACAUUGUGGCAACUGCAGCUGCAGUUAUGACGAUCAUUCCCAAAAUAGGCAGCAAUGAUGUUUACUUGGCGUACCUGCCCCUAGCUCAUGUUUUUGAACUGGCAGCUGAGUCUGUGAUGUUAUGUGCAGGCUGCGCAAUAGGUUACGGUUCUGCACUGACUUUAACCGAUACAUCAAAUAAGAUCAAGAAAGGAACCAAGGGAGAUGCUUCUGUGUUAAAACCAACCCUUUUGGCGGCCGUUCCAGCUAUAUUAGAUCGUAUUAGAGAUGGUGUAUUGAAAAAGGUUGAGGAGAAGGGUGGGAUUUCCAAGAAGCUCUUUAAUAUUGGAUAUAGACGCAAAGUUGCAGCUAUCGAAGGAAGCUGGCUUGGGGCGUGGGGACUAGAAGGAAUUUUCUGGGAUGCUAUCCUUUUUAAAAAGAUGCGCACUCUUCUUGGAGGCCGUAUUCGUUUCAUGCUUUGUGGUGGAGCUCCUCUAUCUAGUGAUACACAACGAUUCAUCAAUAUCUGCAUGGGGGCUCCAAUAGGACAAGGAUAUGGCUUAACUGAGACAUGUGCCGGUGCAGCGUUUUCCGAAGCAGAUGACCCAACUGUUGGUCGUGUGGGUCCACCUGUUCCUUGUUCCUACAUCAAGCUUGUAUCUUGGGAAGAAGGCGGGUAUCUGACCUCUGACAAACCAAUGCCUCGAGGAGAGGUUGUCAUUGGAGGACUCAGUGUAUCUUUGGGGUACUUCAAAAACGAAGCAAAGACAAACGAGGUGUACAAAGUGGAUGAGAGGGGAACUCGAUGGUUCUAUACUGGUGACAUAGGGCAGUUUCACCCUGAUGGGUGUCUUGAGAUCAUUGAUAGAAAGAAGGAUAUUGUGAAACUCCAGCAUGGGGAGUACAUUUCGCUUGGAAAGGCUGAGGCAGCUCUGAUGACGAGCAACUAUGUGGAGAGCAUCAUGGUACAUGCAGAUCCAUUCCAAAAUUAUUGUGUGGCCUUGGUAGUCCCCUCGCGUCAGGUCCUUGAAAAUUGGGCUCAAAGUGCUGGGAUUGAGUACAAAGAUUUUCCAGAUUUAUGCAAAAAGAAGGAAGCCAUUGGUGAAGUCCAGCAAUCACUUUUGAAGGCAGCAAAAGCUGCGAAGCUUGACAAGUUUGAAAUUCCAGCAAAGAUCAGUUUAAUGCCGGAUCCAUGGACACCAGAAUCGGGAUUAGUUACAGCCGCUCUCAAGUUGAAGAGGGAGCAGUUGAAGGCCAGGUUCAAAGAUGAGCUCCAAAAGUUCUACGCGUGAUAGAAGGAAAAGGUCACUGCAUUUCCUCCCCCCAUUUCUAAGUCAAUGUUAAGUAAGUAUUUGGUAUUGAUGCAUAUUGAUGAAAGUUGUUUGAUCAGUCAUCUUUGGUUUUAUGGAACCCGUUGAUCUGCUUCAGUUCUGAAGCGGGCUGUUCGAAGGUAGAUGAGAAUUUUGUUAUGAAAAUGGAAACAACAGUUGAUACCAA